GGCGCCAUGGUGGUAGCAAAGGAGAUCGAGGGAUGGCUGGAGAAGAUACCGCUGAGGAAGGGGAUGAAGAACCUGGCGAGGGACUUCAGCGAUGGCUGCAUGUGUGCGGAGGUCAUCAAGAACUUCCUGCCCACGGCCGUCGACCUUCACAACUACUCGGAGUCCCUCUCGGUGGCCAGGAAGCGAGAGAAUUGGAUAGUUCUGAACCACAAGGUCCUGAAGAAGCAUCUUGGCAUCAAUCUAGGGAAGGGGGACAUUGAGGAUCUUUGCAGUGGCGCCAACGAUUCUGCUGAGAAGCUCCUGCUGCAGAUCAAGAAGAAGAUAGAAUCGAAACUGUCCAAAGUAGCCCAGACAAAGAAGGAGCAACAGGCUGGCGCGAAGGUAAACGACGCGAAGCAAUUACACAGGGAGCAAGGGAAGACAGAUAGAGAAGAGAAAUCGUAUGCAAUAGAGGAAAGAAUGCCUGAGGCAAAAGCUCCGACACAGGAAAACAAGAACCCAUAUCAAGCUCGACUCGACUCUCUCGAAAGCCCUCAUGCUGUUUCUGAUUAUGACCAGCAGCCAUCACAUCGGAAGUUCUUCGAACCGCAGAACCUCAUGAGCAGAGGACAACAGCCCGUUCAACCAAGCAGUUACCAGGGAAAUGACAGGAAUGGUUAUGAGCAAAACUUUGCCAUGAACAAGAUGUUGCUGGAGAUGGCCAACUACAACCUGUCACAGUUUGAUCUUCGACGGAAUGCUGCAAAGCCGC
This is a messenger RNA of Guillardia theta CCMP2712, 751 nucleotides long. RefSeq lists its product as hypothetical. Gene Ontology annotation, biological process: regulation of cytoskeleton organization. The annotation marks the transcript as partial. The record is from RefSeq and is a predicted model, not a curated record. Gene Ontology annotation, molecular function: microtubule binding. The transcript has a single exon. Gene Ontology annotation, cellular component: axoneme. NCBI's taxonomy places the organism in Eukaryota, Cryptophyceae, Pyrenomonadales, Geminigeraceae.